UCGAUCAAGAUGGUCGUGGGGAAAACUGAGGGCACCGCAGGGCUUGCGGGGCUGUUGAAGGCAUAUCUAUCCUUGCAGGCUGGCAUGGCGCCUCCUAACAUGCUCUUCAAGAACGACGUGCCAGCAUCAACAGCUUUGGGGCCGAAGGUACGAAUAUACGCCAUGCCGGGUUUUUACGAAUCGUCAUCUUCACCCAAGAAAUAA
Pseudomassariella vexata is the source of this 204-nucleotide messenger RNA. RefSeq lists its product as uncharacterized. NCBI's taxonomy places the organism in Eukaryota, Fungi, Ascomycota, Sordariomycetes, Amphisphaeriales, Pseudomassariaceae. The transcript has a single exon. The record is from RefSeq and is a predicted model, not a curated record. The annotation marks the transcript as partial. Gene Ontology annotation, molecular function: acyltransferase activity.